UUCGUCACUGUUAGUGUAUUUUUAUAGUUUGGUUUUUGGUCGAAAUCGUGUUGCUUUCAAAAUGCACGUGGAAGCUAAACCAGCGUGACCGAAUAUAUUGGGCUGACAGCUCGUCCUUUGCAUGGUUGCAAUGUGAUUCAUUCAUUUCUUCCGAAACAGAGUGAAUGCCAACUUAAAUUAAAAAUUUAACUUUACAGUUCACUGAAGUCUAGUAUAUGAGGUUGCAUGAUCACAGUCUCUAAGAGUAUUUACGUUUGCACAAAAUAUCAGGGAUCAAAUGUGCUUCAGUAGCUAGCAGCCUAGCCACAGCAUUAACCGUUGACUUCACGAAAUCUCACGUAAGGAAAUACUCUACGACUCAGUGGCUACAGUUCAAACGAACUGCAUUCAAAAUCAGUUUCGUCCAAAUCAAGCACACAUUGUUUUUGGAAAACAGCUGAACGCAAAUGGACGGAAUCGGAAACACUAUGCAGAAAAAGGCAGCGGAGUUGGAGCGCAUGGCUGAAGUCCUAGUCACCGGGGAGCAGUUAAGGCUCCGGCUACAUGAGGCGAAGGUGAUCAAAGACCGCAGGCAUCACCUGAGGACGUACCCCAACUGCUUUGUGGCCAAGGAGCUGAUCGACUGGCUGAUUGAGCACAAGGAGGCAUCUGACCGAGAGACAGCCAUCAGGAUCAUGCAGAGGCUGCUCGACCAGAGCAUCAUUCAUCACGUCUGCGAUGAGCACAAGGAGUUCAAAGACAUGAAGCUCUUCUACCGUUUCCGGAAGGAUGACGGCACCUUCCCCCUGGACAAUGAAGCCAAAGUUUUCAUGAGAGGCCAGAGGAUAUAUGAAAAGCUGAUGAACACGGAGAGCAGCCUCUUGCAGACCCGGGAGGAGGAGGGCGUGACGUUUGAGCGGACGUUGGUGGCCUCCGAGUUUGUGGACUGGCUGCUGCAGGAGGGGGAGACGGCCACCAGGGAAGAGGCAGAGCAGCUGGGGCGGAGGCUGCUGGAGCAUGGAAUCAUCCAGCAUGUGACCAACAAGCACCACUUUGUGGACGGGGGUCUCCUGUACCAGUUCCGGAUGAACUUCCGGCGGAGGCGACGGCUGAUGGAGCUGCUGAACGAGAGGGGGCGCACAAUUCCGGAGAGCCAGGACAGCCCCUUCUGUCUGCGCAAACAGAACUCAGACGGGGGCAACACCAGCUUCCUGUCAGUCAGCCCCAGUAAGGAGAUUAAGGUGGUGUCGGCGGUUCGUCGUAGCAGCAUGAGCAGCAGCUGUGGCAGCAGUGGUUACUACAGCAGCAGCCCCACCCUGAGUAGUAGUCCGCCCGUUCUCUGCAACCCCAAAUCAGUCCUGAAGAGACAAGUCAGCCCUGAGGAGCUGCAGACGCCGGGGGGGCCGUACAUAAAGAAGACUUUCACGAUCGUGGGUGAUGCUGUGGGCUGGGGCUUCGUCGUUAGGGGGGGCAAGCCCUGCCACAUCCAGGCCGUGGACCCCAGCGGCCCAGCCGCCGCUGCCGGCAUGAAGGUUUGCCAGUUUGUGGUUUCCGUCAAUGGCCUGAACGUUCUCUCCAUGGACUACAGGGCAGUGAGCAACCUCAUCCUGACCGGACCGCGAACUGUUGUCAUGGAGGUCAUGGAAGAGAUAGACUACUGAGAUCCGGGGGAGGGAUCCAGGCUCCAGGCUCCUCCUCUGACUCGACGGGGCCGAGGAGCCACAGACACACCCCCUCACCCUGUGAGCCCAGCAUUUGUCCGGGCUUUUGGGUAGUCGCCGAGGCCCAGGUGGUGCUCUCAUUGCAAAGUAAUAGAGAGACUUUUCUCCUUGACAUCCAUUCAUUGCCAUGUAGUUUAGCACACUCCGGUCCAUGCCCAACAGAAAGGGGAUUCAGCAAGGGCGGCGGUGUGGCUUAGUGGUAAAUGUGAGGGCUUGCGACCCAAAGGUUUCCAGCUGGAUUCCCAAGGUGCCACUCGAGUUGUACCCAAGGGCAAGGUGCCUAACUCCAGUUGCCUCAGUGAAUAUCCAGCCAUGUAAACGGAUAACGUAAAAAUUGCAAGCUAAGUGCAUCACUCUAAAUGAGGGUGUCUGUAUUGUAAAGUAUCAAUGUGCCAAGGUAACAGAGACUAGACUGUUGUACUUUUUUGCCUCUGAAGACAGAACCAAAUCACGGAGAACGGCUCGCUGAAGUGAAAGUCCAUCACACUGUAGCCUUUUGUGAUGUGACAGACAAUGUGCACGUAGGAACACUGUAAAGUCUGUCCCUUCAUAGAGAGAACAGGAGUAGGAGUCCUUUUCCAGAGAGAACAGGAGUAGGAGUGGCCUGAUACCUCUCACUGGAGCAGAGGUUGGAGUACCUCACAGAGGUACAACAGCUGCUGUGGAGAGUUCAUCCUUUUACUUUUAGCUAUUGGACAAAUGUUUUUUUUUUUUAUGGCAGAGGUGUUUCUGCUGGUAAAACCUUGAUUUACAUAUAUAUUUAUAAAUCUUGAUGGACUGUCACUUCAGCAAAUCAUUCUUGGUAAUAAUUCUCAGGAUAGUUGUUUAACUGUAUGCCAACAAUCAUUGGAAUGACACACGUAAUAAGCUGUUAGGUUAGUCUUGAGUUUAGCUGUUAAAACAAGACAAAUGGCCCAAUGACACUCCUAAUGAAGGCCUGGAAGGUCCAGUGGAUCCCCUGACUAUAAGCUCUGUCGAAUACAUGAACCAUCCACUUCCAUGGUCCAACCAUGACAAA
Megalops cyprinoides (Indo-Pacific tarpon) is the source of this 2718-nucleotide messenger RNA. It is a transcript of the gene deptor, whose product is annotated as DEP domain containing MTOR-interacting protein. Gene Ontology annotation, molecular function: protein binding. Gene Ontology annotation, biological process: intracellular signal transduction; negative regulation of TOR signaling. NCBI's taxonomy places the organism in Eukaryota, Metazoa, Chordata, Actinopteri, Elopiformes, Megalopidae. The record is from RefSeq and is a predicted model, not a curated record. The transcript has 10 exons. The coding region runs from base 447 to 1640 and encodes 397 amino acids.